CAUGUGUUGUAGGCGGAAGGAGGUGUGCGGACGAGCGGCUGUCAAGUCUAGCAGCUGGUCGAGUUGACAGCAGCGGAAGGAGCGUUGCAGGUUGGCGUUUGCUUUCUCCGGGGACCUGAAUGUCACUUCUAGAUCCCGAACUCUCAGCUCAUGAGGUCUGCCAUGAAGAGAGCUUAACUGCUGGUCAAAGAGCACUUCAUUUUCCUACCCUGCUGCAUCACUUCUCAUACAGCUACCAUGCGUAGAUUCAGCUCGGAGGGAUCCCUCUUGGAUCUUGACUUCCUCCCGUGGAAGAAGGUAGCCCUGAAGAACCAGAAGAAGAACCUUGGGUCUGGCACCUACACUCCUCACAUGGAGGAAGUCGAGCUGCAAAUGUCAGCUGGCCUGACUCCCACUAUCCAGGAGCCCAGACCACGUGCUGGUGAGGGCGGCAACGAGGAGCUAACCAAGGAGCACAGCCUCAGUGCAGAGAACAUGAGCGAGCUCGGGAAACUGGACAACAGCCACCUCCGAGUGUGUGUCAUCAGUGAGGGCUGCAGGGCCUACAGUGACGGCCAGCUGGCUUCUGCCGCCCAGGGCAGCUCUGACACUGUAGAGAGAGAGGAUCUGCCUCCCCCAUCUCCUCCAUUCUCCUCCAACCCAUUCUCUUUUAGUUCCCAGUCCAGGCAAAACCAUAAACCCAAACGGACAGCUGCUAAACUGCACCUCAAAACUCUGUUUGGGCAGAGUCCUCAUUCCUCGAACAGCAACCUGUCCAACACAGAACAGAUUGAUAGUGCCACAGAGAGACGGUCUCGACUGCUCUUCAUGCGACAGUGGAGUCAGAUGGCCCAUAGUAAGAAGAGGAGGAUCAGUCAAAAAGAGCUGGAAAAAUGGGCCGAGUCUUUGAACACCUUGCUGGCCAGCCAAACUGGUGUUUCAGUGUUUGGAGCAUUCCUGCGCUCUGAGUUCAGUGAGGAAAAUCUCCAGUUCUUUCUGGCUUGUGAGCAAUACAGACACUCAUCCAACAACUUCAGCCUGCAGAGAAGGGCCAAGGACAUCUGUGCCACCUACAUCCAACCAGGAGCCCCUCGGGAGGUGAACCUGGACAGUAAGACCAGAGAUCUGACCAUCCAGUUGCUGCAAGCUCCCUCCCACACCUCUCUGUCCCAUGCACAGAAACGCAUCUACUCACUUUUGGAUGCAGAUUGUUAUCCCCGCUUCCUCCAGUCCAACAUCUACCUGUCCUUACUCCAAGAGGCUGACUAGAAAUCACAUGUUGAUGACACACCUGGACUCACGAGGAGGAAAGUGGCUCAGUGGUUUUCUCAGUGGAUUGUCUUAAAUCUGUAGAUCAUAAAACUAAACAAGUUUUCAAAAGGCAGACCUGAUGUGUAGUAAGUUUGUGUAAAAAUAUACCAUAUCUGGAGAAAAUGUUGAUGCCCAUGGACACUGUGUUUAGUUCAGUUACAUCAGUCAGUUUGUUAUGGGAAAUGUUUGGGAUUUUUAGAUUAAUACCAAUAUCUCAUGUCUGUGUGAAGUAAGAUAGUAUUGCCUAACAAUAUCUGGAAAAAACAUUAUCCUAGAGCCAGCAUAUGGUUAGCUUAGUUUAGCUUUAAGACUAGGAGCAGACCGCUGUUGCCUCACAGCAAGAGGGUUCUUGGUUUGCGUCCUGGUUCAAUCCAACCAGGGCCUUUCUGUGUGGAGUUUGCAGGUCUGCGUGGGUUCUCUCCAGGUUCUCUGGCUACCUCCCACAGUCCAAACACAUGCAGAUUUGGGUUAGGUUAAUUGGAAACUCUAAAUUGACCAUAGAUGUGAAUGUGAGUGUGAAUGGUUGUAUGUUGAUAUGUUGAAGACCUGUUCAGAGUGAACCCCGCCUCUUGCCAAACGUCAGCUGAGAUUGGCUCCAGCUGAACACAUUUCGCCAAAAAGCAUAUACAUAAACACAUGUAUAUGUGUAAACACAAGAAAAACGAACAAGUUAUUUAAAGUUACCAGCAUCUAUGUACAAAUUUGCCAUUAAACAGUCUGAUAUUCUUCUAAAUUACAAGAAGAACAACACUCAAUCUGGUUUAACUGAUAACAUUGCAUUGUUAUGGUACAGGGCUGCAUGGUUGUGUAGUGGUUAGCCACGUGUAUGCGUGGGUUCUCUCUUGUUACUCCAGCUUCCUCCCACAGUCCAAAGACAUGCAGAUUGGGCUUAGGUUAAUUGGAGCUACUAGAAGCGCUUGCUUAAGGUUAGUUCUGCCAAAGAAUGUAUGAUCAGCUUUAAAACCAACGGUACUUACUUUUUCCACUAGCACUUUGAUUGGUGUAUUCAAUAAAAAACGGAAAAGUUA
Messenger RNA from Scophthalmus maximus (turbot), 2318 nucleotides. Its product is annotated as regulator of G-protein signaling 8. The record is from RefSeq and is a predicted model, not a curated record. Bases 238 to 1248 code for a protein of 336 amino acids. The transcript has 6 exons. NCBI's taxonomy places the organism in Eukaryota, Metazoa, Chordata, Actinopteri, Pleuronectiformes, Scophthalmidae.